Molecule: messenger RNA, 4473 nt
Organism: Pectinophora gossypiella (pink bollworm)
Lineage: Eukaryota; Metazoa; Arthropoda; Insecta; Lepidoptera; Gelechiidae
Gene: ca
Exons: 18
Coding region: 29-4144 (1371 amino acids)
Molecular function (GO): protein binding
Source: RefSeq, a predicted model, not a curated record
AAACAUAACCCGAAACCAAAACAGGAAAAUGGCUCAACAAAGUGAAAAUUUAGAUUUUUCUGGUUUAUUAAAAUUAGAUGUUUUAGUUCAUCUUGACAUUGUAACUUACAGUUUUUACGAAGUAGGCUUGAAAAAGUUCUUGGCUUUUUCCAGUGACAAGGAAUUGGUAUUCAUUUACAUAGACCCUCAGUCAGAACGAUUUGAUCACAAUUAUGAUUGGGAUUUUCUGGAUAAUCCUAUUUACUGCAUGUGCUUUGAACCAAGCGGAACUUGGUUACUCAUUGUGAGUGAGCAGAAAUUGUUACUUGUGCCAUAUCUUCCUUUAUUUGACUCAAAAAGCAAAUUCGACCUCAAGUGGUCACUUACUGGUGUGACUGUCCUCCCACUAGGGAAUAUACCAAAGCCUUCUUCCGUAGUAUGGUGGUUGACAAAAGAAUCGGAUAAUAUAUUAAUCAUUGGAUCAAAGAGUGGUGUAAUUACUUUCUACUGUCUAGAGUCACAAAGUAUAGUUGGGGAAACUAAAGUUUCUGGAGAAAUAUCUGAAUUACAAAUAUGUUUUGAUGAUUCUUUAGAUCUACUUACACUUUUGAUUUCUAGUAGUAAAACCCAGCAAUGGAAGUUAGUCCUGGAGCACCGAUCAGUAGGCUACAACUGGCUGCAGCAAACAAGAUCACAAACAGACAACAAGAGAGAUGGUUUCAUGUCCUAUAUAAAACAACUCUCUAAAGACAAAAUUACCCUUUUUGCACAAGGAUCAAAAGAUGACAACAAGUGCACUGUGGAAUAUAUGCUAAAACCAAUUGACUAUCUGCCAAUGUUCAGAAAAGGCUCAAAUAACUGGGCUUUGACUUCUCAGUAUGUGAAUGGACGACAUUUUCUUACUGCUUUUGAGUUAAAUGAGGGUACUUUAAUACUUGAAAGCCCGGAUGAAGACACUCCCUCUCGAACUCUAAGGCCUCGGAUAAAGAAAGAUGGACUUUAUAUCCAAGGUCUGUGGUCACAGAGACUUGUGUAUUUAUUGAGGAAAAAUGAGUUGGAAGUGCAUAGUGCAAGUUUUUCUGUUAUACAGGGCGAUGGUCUUCUUGGCGCUAAGAGAGAGUUCUCAGAACUGUGGUCCGCGGAGCUCAUAGGCGAGGUCCGGCGAGCGUACGUAAUGUCUACCAAGGAGCCUCCAGCCCUGGCCGGCGGAUGGCGCGAACCUACCUUCCUGUGUGACCUGCAACUGCCACGGUUUAACCUCGAGUCUUGUCUUAUUGUUACAUCCCAUGGGGCUUAUGUUUUGAAUACUGUCUGCGAACCGUGUGAAUGGCUGGUGGGCCUGAUAAUGCGCGGUGGCGUGGGUGCGGAGCAAUCGGCCGCAGCGCUGGGCGCGCCUGUGCCCACCCUGCUACGCGCCGCCGCCGAUAUGCUGAUGUCACGCGGCAAGAUCGCGCCGGCCCAGUACCUCUACUCUUUAUCGCAGAGUCAACCAGACGGCUGGGUUGCGCGUCUGGGCGUAUUCGGGAGACUCCAUGAACUGUCAAUGUAUAAACAAACAGGAAACAUAGGCAGUCUCGGCAAUGCAGCUAUUACUAUCAAACUGUUGGCAACUUUACUCAAAAUGGGCACCAAUAGCGAAGAGAAGUUUGAUAUGGACGUAAAGUUCACGACAAUGUCGUCGGUGGAACUGUCAGAGUUGUCUUCGAUAUCAGCAGCUAUUGGACUUUGGGAUGUAUUGCCUGUGUUCAGCACACACCGUGGUCACCCCAGUUUACUGCUAUCGGCAAUAAAGUCUCGCAAAGAGAUCUGCCGGGGUGCCGUGAGCUGCCUAUUGACGCAAAGUUGUCUUAUACCGCUGUUGCUGGAGGAAAACGCUCAGUGGUUGUUCCAUUUCGUUACUGGAAAUUGUGGGAAAUUUGAUACGACUGUUUUAAAGAAUUUGUGUAUAUGGAUGAAUCCUCUACAAGAUCAGUUACGGCCUGUGAUGCGCGAUUUGAAACAGGGAAUGACGACACUCUAUACGACACGAAUGCUCAACCUUAUAACGACAUUCAUACACGUAGCAAGUGAAAUAGAAGCGAGAGAGCCAUGUCCAGAAAUACAUCUGAAUAUAACGCAAACAGCUGAAACUUGGAAGAGCCAGUUUGUACCGAAAAGGGCUCUGAGUUGUGGUCUCGCGCAUUGGGCAGUAGUCGACGACGGAAAUGCCAAGAUAAUAAUGACGGACACACCGGUCAAUACUGAAGUUAUAGGCAGAGUCACAGACGUGGCCUGCGGAAGACAUCACACUUUGGUUUUGACGGAAAAUGGAAUAUACUCAGCGGGCGACAACAGCUACGGUCAGCUGGGUGUGGGCUCAUGCUGGGCGGGCGCUAUAGGGGACGCGGCGAAGGCGUCAGGCGCGUUGAUGUACGUGGCGGCCGCGUGGACCGCGCCGCUCGUGGCCGUGGCUGCCGGACACUACCACAGCGCGGCGCUCGACGCCGGCGGACGACUCUACACGUGGGGUUGGGGCGUUCACGGUCAACUCGGUCUUGGAAGCAUCGACGACCAGUGGUCCCCGCAGUUGGUCACCAAGUUUCAAGGCAGAAAAGUGUUAAGCGUGGGUUGCGGCGCCUGUCAUACUGUGGUACUAAUGAAGAACGGGGAGGUGUGGGCUUGUGGCGCCGGGGUGUUUGGACAACUCGGCGUCGGCACGCGGGAGAAGAGUUCGGUGCCCGUACGAGUCGCUCUACCCGACCCUAUUGAUAUGAUUGCCGUUGGAUAUUUUCAUAAUCUGGCGCUGUCCAGCAAGGCGCAGGUGUGGUGCUGGGGCGCCAGCCCGCAGCAGGUGCGCGCGGCGCACGCGCGGCGCGGCGAGCCGCCCGCGCCGCACGCCGCGCCCGACCCGCACCUGGCGCCGCACACCCUCGACACACACAACGUGCGCGGCACCAUCCUGCAGUUAGCAGCCGGUUGGCAUCACUCCUGCAUUGUUAGCAAUCUGGGUAUCUUAUACUCUUGGGGAUUAAACUUCGAUGGACAGCUCGGAAGUGGCGAUAGAAAACAGAUACACAUACCGACAGAGGUACGUCUGCGCAACAAUUCUCAGCCGGACAACGAUAAAAGCGCAAAGACGCCAGACAAAGAGAUCGAGAGUAUGAAGACGCGAGCGCUGGUCGCUUGUGGCGGCGACUUUACCGUUUUCAUAGACGACGAAGGACGGGUUUAUACCACUGGGAACAUGCAUCUACCCGUUGCGAACGAAAAGGAAAAGGCCAACAAUCGUAUCAUAAUGAUGAAAACUACUAAACGUGUCAUCAAAAUACCGGCCAGUAGGAACAACAACAAGUUCCUAUUCCAGCCUAUUGAUAGAGUUGAAAUAAUGUUCCCAUUCGACAUAGAGGGCUUUGAACGAAAGCCCAUUGAACCUCGCCUUAAUCCUCUGAACUCUCUAGAGGACUUUGACAAGAAGAGCUGGGCCGAUGAUAUGAUUCUUCUGCUUAAGCCCUGGAUAAACGACGAUAAUCUUUCCGCGAAUCGCAAUAUGGCAGCCAAACUCGCGUACCACAACAAACAACACGCUGAAUGCCUGAAACUACUCCUUGACAAUUUGAAAACCGGACCUGAAGACGAGCAGCUUUAUCUUCGACACACUGAAGUAGCAGACUGUGAAGAAAUAGGCAAAAACAAGAGUUACACCUCGAAGAAGGAUGAACUGAAGAUUGUUAUAACGAAUAUUAUGUCCAAGAGAAUCAAAGACGUGUCUUUGUCUAUUCUGAAUGAGGAGCCAUACCCUGUGAUCGAUUCGGCGACGUAUGGAACACUACCUUGUUGUUGUAACGAACUCGAGUACUUGCCUAAUACUUCUCUAAAGUCUGUGACAAACAUAACUGAGUGUAACCUUUCUCUAAAGGCAGCGAAUUUGAUUGAUAAAUGCAUCAGCAUCUUUCCAGUAGACACAGAAUUGUGGGAGAUAUGUUUCCGUCUGUCCAAGAACUUUUACUUGGAAAACAAUUUGUCUGUUUUAGAACUGGAAACAGUACUACGUAAAUACAUGGAGUCGAACGCGACGACUAUGGCCGGGGCGAUCAUGUUUUCUAACGACUGCGCGCAGUACAGUGAAAUACUUUCGCCGAAAUUUUACCUGAAUAUGUGCAGUCAGGUGAUGGAUACUUGGGGUUGAAAAAGUUAGUCUUUAAAGGGAUGUAAGAACAUUGAGAUUGGCUUAGGAUUUUCAAAGUAGUGGCCCCUAAUGCCCUAAAUUCAUCCCAGCCGUUGAGUAGGAGACCCUAAGAAAAUUAGUGACUGAUUGAGAUCUUAUCUCUGAAAAUUGGAAAGAACUUACAUGAACAUGAUCAAUAACUAGAUGACUGGGUCAAUAAUUAUAAAAUGAUAAUCUAGAAAUUAAUAAAUCAGUGAACUUUUUCUUUUGGAAUGAUUUAAGAGUUCUAUAACAGAGCAUGACUUUUGGCUACGUUUAUUGAUGACGUCAUAAGUGCGUAUCUCUGGACA